Electrophorus electricus (electric eel) is the source of this 4275-nucleotide messenger RNA. RefSeq names its product tripartite motif containing 47 (gene trim47). Gene Ontology annotation, molecular function: protein binding; zinc ion binding. The record is from RefSeq and is a predicted model, not a curated record. Lineage: Eukaryota; Metazoa; Chordata; Actinopteri; Gymnotiformes; Gymnotidae.
UGCGGUGGUCCAGCUUCGAGCUGCGUGGUGCGUCCGGUGUCAUUUCCGUUUUUCUCCCGCACUGAGCACUUGGUGAUCAUGGCCACCGCCGGGGAUACGAGGGGAGAGCUGCAGAAGGAACUGGUUUGUGCGAUUUGCCUGGAUUACUUCGACGAUCCCGUGAUUUUGAAAUGCGGUCACAAUUUUUGCCGUAUGUGCAUUUUAAUGCACUGGGAAGAAAACGGAGGCGACGACAUCGGUUACCAAUGUCCGGAGUGUCGGAUGGUGUUUGGCAAAAUGAGUUUCACGAAGAACUACUUGGUGAAGAAUUUGGUGGACAAACUGAGUGAGUUUGACUGUUUAAAGACGUGUAGGCCACAUGCGCCUGUGAAACCAGUUAAAAUGGAUGGGAAGUGUGAAAGACACCACGAGGAGUUGAAACUGUACUGCCAUACAGACAGAAAACCCAUCUGCGUUGUGUGCAGAGAAUCCAGAGCUCAUCGACACCAUGAUGUUGCACCAGUACCGGAGGUUGUUGAGGAUAUGAAGGGAGAGCUGAAGUUGAGGCUCAUCAAACUGAAUUGGCAAAAGUCCAUGUGUGCCAGAGUCAAAGCCAUAGAUGAGCAAGCCAAAUCUGACGUCAAACUGAAGAAGCAAGCUUUGAAAGAAAAGAUUGAAGAUGAUGUCGGCGCUUUGGUCCAGUUCUUGCUGGACGAGAAGGAUGGGCUCCUGGAGAGGCUGGAGGAGGAGGAGGUGGCAACGACCGCACUAAUAGACGAAAACCUCAAACUGGUGGAAAGUGAGGCAGCUAAAGUGGACAAGGCCAUCACUGACAUCCAGAACCAGCUCAGCGAGGGGGCUAAUUUUGAGAGUAUCAGUAAAGCAUACUCAAGCCCGAGUCACGUGAACCUCACUGUCCAGGCGGUGAACUGCCCUCCCGAUUUCACAGAGUUCACCGGCCCCUUUCAGCUCAUCCUGUGGAAAAAGAUGAUGCAUGUCUUGCAUACAAUGCCCCAGAACCUCACGCUGGACCUAGACACCGCGCACCCCUCGCUGGCCAUCAGUGACUUUGACACGAAGGUGGAGGAGGGUCGUGUACGCUCGCAGGAGCCCGACCUCCCGCAGCGCUUCACGCGCUUCUUCGGCGUGCUGGCCACGGCGCGCUACGCCAGUGGCCAGCACUACUGGGAGGUGGACGUGCGCGACAAGGGCGUGUGGUACCUGGGCGUCACCACCGAGUGCAGCAACCGCAAGGGCUUCGUCAACCUCUCGCCCUCCGCCGGCUACUGGAGCCUGUGUCUGCAGGACCGGCUGUAUGCCAACGAGGAGGACUCGCGCGUGCCCGUAGCCGACUACUGGAACUCGCCGCGCGUCGGCGUCUUCCUCGACUACGACCGCGGCCACGUCACGUUCUUCGACGCCGUCACCAUGAAGCGCAUCUACAACUUCAUCGCCUACUUUGACGAGCCCGUCUCACCCUUCUUCAGCCCGGGCAAGAACGACCCGGGCAGCAGGCUACAGAUCUGCCAUUUUUACUGAAGGGAGCAGGCAGGCUGAUGGGGAAAACAGAACAAAACCUUAGCAUUUCCGCGAUCACAAGUUUCCGUUCCUGGGCAUUGUGCUCCCGGGAGGCGGGAGCGCUGUCACAGGUGCCUCAGACUGUUGAGGUCCUUUUGAGUUGGGAUUGAAAUUUGGGAGCACGGUGCUCUGCUCCAGCCAUUCUGUAAGAACCGGUGUCGGUUAUCCUCAUUACUGAUGGAUUACGAUGUAGCCCUACUGAACUUCAGGUAGAGACGACUUGCAGGUUUUAAGCAAAUAUCAAGUCAUGCUGCUCAUUACGUCUCCUUUCACCUCAGUGUUGUCUUGUGUCUGUCAUGUUUCAGGUAAAAGUAACAAGACUUUUAAAGUCAUUUAAAAAAAAUCUGAUUCUGCUCAAUAGCAAUGGAAUUUAGGUCACUAUGUUUAGAAAACUAAUAAGGUUUUCAUUUUGUCAAAUAGUCCUAGAGGUGUUUUAACUUUUGAAACCUCUAAUUUAAAUGCUAUGUAUUCCAGCAUAUGGUAAGCUUUACAUCAACAUAUCCAAUGCAUUUUUUUUUCCCUUUGAUAAUGUUUUCACAUUUGGACUGUACUUUUUGCGUUGAAUAUAUUUGUACUUUAAUGUAACUGAGUAACUAGUAUAUAACACCUUAUACUUUAAAAAGCACACUUCAUAGUACUCACAAAUUCUGAAUUUUUGCACUGGCUGCAGACAGGCAGGCUGCUAUGCAACAGUAAAAUGUUUGCACAGUUUCAUCAUAGUGAUGUGUAAAGUAGGACACAUUAGGACUUUCUUGUUAUUACCUUUCUUGGAGCUCUGAGCAGGGCCUCGCUGAGCCGGUUCCCUGCCUGCCUAGGCCUAGCUCAGAGCUUCGUACGUGUGCACACUGCUGCACUGAGCUGGGGGCGGUCCUGCAGUGGCCCGCUCUGAAAACCGUUGUUAUGGCUACACCAGAAACUGGCCUGCCACAUACAGACAUUCACAACUUUUUUUUUUUUUUUUUUCUUUUCAUAUAAAUAACUUUGUUCCAAGCUAAAAGCCUCUAGUUUUGUGUUUUGUUUUUUAAUGAUUGUGUGCCAUCUCUUGGAAAAACCUCUUUUUUGUGCCUCAUGAAAGACCUUGUGUUGUCUUUGUAUUUUAAUAAUGAAAGCUUUUAUUUCAGGUAAUUUGGUAUUUGUUGUCUUUUUGACUGAGGCAAAGCAGUCUUAUAAACUGAAAGGUUGGAAUGAAGAAUGUUGACUUUAUUUAACGAGAGUAGGUUUUCUGUGUCUGCCUCACUGACUUUAACUCGAACCCUUUGGUUCACACCUAUUGACGCUAUUACGAUGAGCUGGAGAGUGGGUUUUGACUGGGGUUAAGAUCAGACUCAUUUACUGGCAAACUUUGUCCUCAUCAUUUGUUUUUUUUCCCCCUGCCCUUUGGCUUUGAGAUUGUGAACUGGUUAACAUGUGUGGUCUAUUUCUGUAAUAACUACUGCAGAAUGUCAAGAUUUUUAUUUUCUGCAGUAAUGCAUACAUUUGGAAAAUAAAGUUUGACUCAUGUUCUUUUCGUCUGGUACAGCUGGACUUCUAACGGUUUCCUUUUUACCGGGUUACUUUUAAAUGAUGCCAAAUGUCACUUUUUAAACAAAUUUGGGACACAUGGUUUCAAGAUUUUCAGAAUUCACAGCUUUUGGGAUAUUGGGUGAAAAACAUUUUAAAUCUAUUAAAUUAUAAACUUCAUAUUUUUAAACCACUUAUGGUUGAUAAGUAAAAUCAAUACACUAAUGAGGUCAUGCAUCUUCUUAGAGUUCCUCAUUGCCAAAUGAUUUUAAUUUCAGGCCAAGCGUCAAGUCCUCCGUUAUUCCAAGCACUAGUUCACACCCUGGUAAAAGUGUGACGCUAACCAUUGUGCAGGGCUGUGUGUAUGAACCAUCUAUGAGAGGAGUACUGACAAAGCAGUGUCAAAGUAGAAACAUUUUUUAUACAAUUGUUCCCAGUUCUAAGACCAUUUUUAAAAUAGUUUUCCUUAAACGUGAUCCGUCAGCUAAUUGGGAUGACCGUCCUAAUUCCCUUCGCAUCUUGAUGUGCUAGGUACCACAACUAGUCCAUAUGCAUCUGCAUAGCUAUGCUCUUUGUUUUGUUUCGGCUCCAUGGGUGACGUGGGUAACCAAAGAUGGCCUGGUUGUGUUUGGAAUUAGAAAAGCACAAGCCUGCAGACAGCAGGUAAACAUGUGCAGGAUAAACAGGAUCGUGAUGGGACUAGUAAUAAACACCCAUUUCCACUUACGAGGCUCCACCAAUCGGAGAGUUAGAAACGGCUUUAAUCACUGGCCGAAGAUGACAGCAUUACAAGUAUUUCAGUGCUGCAGGAAAUAUGCCAGGACUGCUGGUAAAUCCUCGUCAACAUGCAGAACUAUUCUCGGACGGAUGUGAUGUAUUCCCAAACUUUUCAGCUAUGACCCACCAUUCAUGAACCGCUUGCAGUGUAACAAAAUAGGUCAACAGGCAUCAGAUAUAAUGACGACUGUGCCACAAUGGGGCUUGCAAAAGGAAAUGGACAGUUCUCAAAAAUCAAAGUUGAAACUGGCCAGCGGGGAUCGCAGGGGGCACUUCAGUAAACAAAUCAGAGAAUAAAGACUGUACAAAACAUAAAUAAAUUAAAACGAGGAAUACUGCUAAAAAGCACCACCUCUGCCAUACUGAUGUCACAACAAUGCACUGGUAGUACAAAUGAAAAUGAUUAUAUACAGGAAAAGAUAUAAUACUUUAUAUAGGAAU